ACAUAGAGACCAAUGGGACAGGAAGAGCUCCUAACCUGGUUGUGCUGAGAUAAAGUGUAAGCAGUUUGCAGUGGCUCAUGCCUGUAAUUCCAGCUACUCAGGAGACAGAGGAUUCAGUGACGUUUGAUGAUGUGGCUGUGGACUUCACUCCGGAGGAGUGGGCUUUACUGGACACAACUGAGAAAUACCUUUACAGAGAUGUGAUGCUGGAGAACUACAUGAACCUGGCCUCCGUGGAAUGGGAAAUACAACCUAGAAUCAAACGGUCAUCACUUCAGCAGGGUUUUUUGAAGAAUCAAAUAUUCAGUGGGAUACAAAUGACAAGAAACUACAGUGGAUGGAAACUCUGUGACUGUAAGAAUUGUGGAGAGGUCUUCAGUGAACAGUUUUGCCUUAAGACACACAUGAGAGCUCAGAAUGGAGGGAACACUUCUGAGGGUAAUUGUUAUGAAAAAGACAUCCUCAGUGUGCACAAGGAAGCCUCUAUUGGACAGGAACUUUCCAAAUUUAAUCCAUGUGGAAAAGUCUUCACCUUAACUCCAGGCCUUGCUGUACAUCUUGAAGUUCUCAAUGCAAGACAACCAUACAAAUGUAAGGAAUGUGGAAAAGGCUUUAAGUAUUUUGCAAGCCUUGAUAAUCACAUGGGAAUCCACACUGAUGAGAAACUCUGUGAAUUUCAGGAAUGUGAGAGAGCCAUCACACCUUCCUCACACCUCAAGCAAUGUGUAGCAGUUCAUACAGGAAAGAAAUCCAAAAAGACUAAGAAAUAUGGGAAAUCUUUCACUAAUUUUUCUCAACUUUAUGCACAUGUGAAAACUCAUAAAGGAGAGAAGUCCUUUGAAUGUAAAGAAUGUGGAAGAUCCUUUAGAAAUUCCUCAUGCCUUAAUGAUCACAUUCAAAUUCACACUGGAAUAAAACCACACAAGUGUACAUACUGUGGGAAAGCCUUCAUUAGAUCAACUCAACUUACUGAACAUGUAAGAACUCACACUGGAAUAAAACCCUAUGAAUGUAAGGAAUGUGGCCAAGCCUUCGCUCAGUACUCGGGCCUUUCUAUACACAUACGAAGUCACAGUGGAAAGAAACCCUAUCAGUGUAAGGAAUGUGGGAAAGCCUUCACUACAUCCACAAGCCUUAUUCAACAUAUAAGAAUUCACACAGGAGAGAAGCCUUAUGAAUGUGUUGAAUGUGGGAAGACCUUCAUUACUUCUUCCCGUCGUAGUAAACAUUUGAAAACUCAUAGUGGAGAAAAGCCCUUUGUAUGCAAGAUAUGUGGGAAAGCAUUUCUGUAUUCCUCACGCCUUAAUGUUCACCUGCGAACUCAUACCGGAGAGAAACCCUUCGUAUGUAAAGAAUGUGGGAAAGCAUUUGCUGUUUCCUCACGCCUAAGUAGACAUGAAAGAAUUCACACUGGGGAGAAACCCUAUGAAUGUAAGGGUAUGAGUGUCACCAUUUAGCCCAUCAGUUGCCAUCUUUAAUUAUUAGCAAUGACACCAAAGAUUAUCAGAUUUGUCCUAAAUGCCUUGCGGAGGUUGUAAUGGCUCAUGGAUUGGCUUUGGAUGCCAUCCUGAAGGUCUGAAAUUAAACCUACAGAUUCUGAAUACAACUUCA
Messenger RNA from Chlorocebus sabaeus (green monkey), 1611 nucleotides. The record is from RefSeq and is a predicted model, not a curated record. Lineage: Eukaryota; Metazoa; Chordata; Mammalia; Primates; Cercopithecidae.